Messenger RNA from Ahaetulla prasina, 408 nucleotides. RefSeq names its product histone H4. Bases 21 to 332 code for a protein of 103 amino acids. The transcript has a single exon. NCBI's taxonomy places the organism in Eukaryota, Metazoa, Chordata, Lepidosauria, Squamata, Colubridae. Gene Ontology annotation, biological process: nucleosome assembly. The record is from RefSeq and is a predicted model, not a curated record. Gene Ontology annotation, cellular component: nucleosome. Gene Ontology annotation, molecular function: structural constituent of chromatin; protein heterodimerization activity; DNA binding.
GUGAACUGAGAGAUUGAAGGAUGUCGGGCCGAGGAAAAGGCGGAAAGGGGCUAGGAAAAGGGGGUGCUAAGCGCCAUCGCAAAGUCUUGCGAGAUAACAUCCAAGGUAUUACCAAGCCCGCCAUCCGCCGUUUAGCUCGUCGUGGCGGAGUGAAGCGAAUUUCCGGCUUGAUCUACGAGGAGACCCGCGGGGUGCUGAAGGUCUUUCUGGAAAACGUCAUCCGCGAUGCUGUGACUUACACCGAGCACGCCAAGAGGAAGACCGUGACAGCCAUGGAUGUGGUCUAUGCCUUGAAACGCCAGGGCCGUACCCUGUACGGAUUCGGUGGUUAAAUACCACAACGAGCUUUUCAAAACAAAACAAAAGGCCCUUUUAAGGGCCACCCACGUUUUCAUUAAAAAAAGCUGA